UGCAGAUGUGUCAAUUACUGGUUCACAAAAGGAUUAUGUCCUAACGUUUUCAAUUAUAGGUUGCUUCAGUCAGUGGCAGACGAGACGUCAAGCGGUAGUGGCAGUCUGGCUCUUCUAUCUGCGUGUUCCGUCUAGACUUUUUCGCUUCGUGUAGCAUGUUGCUAGCUCUGUCUAGUGGAGCCCAAUGUCUGAACAUUUGGUCUCACCACCUCCUUUUCCAAAGCAUUCUUUCCCUGUUGUCUGAUAAGUAAUACUAAUAACGUAUGAAGUCAUGGAACGAAACAUUCGUGCAACUCAUGGAAGCACCAGUGUAGCAGCAGCAGACAGCUGGUCUGCAGCGUUCGAUUGGCAGAGACAUGAAGCUACUUUGGACGAAAUGUUCUUGAAGAAUUCUGCUCUGUUUCCCAAAGAUAGCAAAGAAAAGAAAGGCUUUUGGCCAUUCUUUUAUCGCUUUCAGUCAUUCAAGAAAAAGCAGCAGCAGCAGCAGCAGAGGCGACAUCAGCCAGGAAAGGAGGAGUCACCAUCGGAGAGGAUACAUUCCAGUAGACAGCGUAAUGUAGGACAUGUCGGCACACUGCAGCAGCAGCAGCAGCAGCAGCAGCGAGCUGUAGGAAAGACACCAGGGUGUACGCAAGAAGACUUCAUCUCCUUAUCUGGCCGUCGGUAUGGUGAUGAGCCAACAGUAGACUCCAUUUUGGAUUCCUUGCCGGCUAAGUAUGAUGUUUUAGACCGUGCAAAUUUGCAAUGGUUACCAGGUAGUAGUGGCUAUUCAUCGAGAGGAUACGGAGGAAGUCGUUAUUUUCAGCAGCACUUCACCACAUCUGGUCAUCGUCUUGGUGCUAACAUUCCUGAUCAUCGAAUGGAGGAAUUCAAGGAUAGUGUACUGCACUACUUGCAGUUCUUGCAGAAGCAGAAGUUUGAGAAGGUGUCUAAGAUCAAGAGAGACCGAGGAAAUCUUCCCAUUGCAAAUUACAAAGAAGAGAUUGUUCAAGCCAUCAGAAAUCACAAUGUGGUGGUGGUUGCUGGAGAUACUGGCUGUGGAAAAUCUACACAAGUCCCUCAGUUUCUUAUGGAAUCUGGAUUUGAACACAUUGCAUGCACACAACCGAGAAGAAUUGCUUGCAUAUCAUUGGCGAAGCGUGUUUCAUUCGAGACCCUCAAUGAAUAUGGCUCUCAAGUUGCAUACAAGAUUCGUUUUGAAAGCACCACAACACGGGCGAGCAAGAUCAUCUUUCUGACUGAAGGUCUGUUGUUACGGCAGAUCUCAAGUGAUGCAGCACUAUCUAUGUACAAUGUCAUUAUUGUUGAUGAGGUACAUGAACGUCAUAUUCAUGGGGACUUUCUCCUGGGAGUCUUGAAGUGUUUACUCCAAAGCCGCUCUGAUCUCAAGCUAGUGCUGAUGUCUGCCACCAUCAAUAUCGAUUUGUUCAGUGGUUAUUUUGACAAUUGUCCCGUCAUCAAAGUACCAGGACGUCUGUAUCCCAUUGAACUGGAGUAUGUACCUGUGGAACACACCAGUAACCCCAAAGAGGUACAGUUGAAUGUCACUUAGCCGAAUGCUUUGGGAAUGGGCCUUGUUGGGUA
Messenger RNA from Sycon ciliatum, 1584 nucleotides. Its product is annotated as probable ATP-dependent RNA helicase DHX34. Lineage: Eukaryota; Metazoa; Porifera; Calcarea; Leucosolenida; Sycettidae. Gene Ontology annotation, biological process: nuclear-transcribed mRNA catabolic process, nonsense-mediated decay. The transcript has 9 exons. Gene Ontology annotation, molecular function: helicase activity; RNA binding; ATP binding. Gene Ontology annotation, cellular component: intracellular anatomical structure. The record is from RefSeq and is a predicted model, not a curated record. The coding region runs from base 272 to 1552 and encodes 426 amino acids.